AGGGGCGUGGACCUGGGUCCGUUAGGUCGAAUGUUUUCCAUUGUCAAACGCUUCUCAUAGGCUUCCCCUCCAACGCUGAGGCGGAGCCUACUCCUUCUUGCUCCCUUUUGGGUUGUGCAACCCUCAGUGGAACCAACGCCAAAAGCCCCAGGGAGACAGUAAGGCGGGCCCUCAGAACGAAAGUCCCCAUUGGCUUCGCUGCUUGAGGAAGGGUGGAAUGGUGCAGCCGCUCUUGUUAUUCAUUGGUCCGGUGAUUCUAUGGGGUGGGACUUGGCUGGGCCUAAAUUCGAUCCGCGGUCGGGGACCGGUUUCAGGGCGAAGCUGCCAUGCGUCCCGGGGGCCGCGGGCGGUCCCGGCUACGGCUCGGGGAACGCGGCCUCUUGGAGCCAUCCUUACCGCCCAGUCGCCGCCUGCUACCGCGGGUGCAGCUGUUGCCCCUGCUGCUGCUGGCUCUGGCCGUGGCCUCCGCGUUCUACACCAUCUGGAGCGGCUGGCACCGCCGAACUGAAGAGCUGCCGACGGGCCGGGAGCUGCGGGGCCCGUUGAUCGGAAGCCUCCCCGAAGCCCGAAUGCGGAGGGUGGUGGGGCAACUUGACCCACAGCGUCUCUGGAACACUUAUCUGCGCCCGCUGCUGGUUGUGCGGACCCCGGGCAGCCCAGGCAAUCUCCAAGUCAGAAAGUUCCUGGAGGCCACUUUGCGGGCCCUGACGGCAGGCUGGCAUGUGGAACUGGACCCCUUCACGGCCUCAACGCCCCUGGGGCCACUGGACUUUGCCAACGUGGUGGCCACACUGGACCCAGGAGCUGCCCGUCAUCUCACCCUUGCCUGCCAUUAUGACUCAAAGCUCUUUCCAUCUGGGUCAGCCCCCUUUGUGGGGGCCACGGAUUCAGCUGUGCCUUGCGCCCUGCUACUGGAGCUGGCCCAGGCCCUCGACCAGGAGCUGAGCAAGGCCAAAGAUCAGGCGGCCCCGGUGACCCUGCAGCUGCUCUUCUUGGAUGGUGAAGAGGCGCUGAAGGAGUGGGGACCCAAGGACUCUCUCUAUGGCUCCCGGCACCUGGCCCAGCUCAUGGAGUCUGCACCCCACAGUCCCGGUCCCACCAGGAUCCAGGCUAUUGAGCUCUUUAUACUUCUUGAUCUCCUGGGAGCCCCCCAUCCGACCUUCUACAGUCACUUCCCGCGCACAGCCCGCUGGUUCCAUCGGCUAAGGAGCAUUGAGAAGCGCCUGCACCGUUUGAACCUGCUACAGUCUCAUCCCCAAGAAGUGAUGUACUUCCAGCCUGGGGAGCCCUUUGGCUCUGUGGAAGACGACCACAUCCCCUUCCUCCGCCGAGGGGUCCCAGUGCUCCACCUCAUCUCCAUGCCCUUCCCCUCUGUCUGGCACACGCCUGACGACUCUGAGGCCAACCUUCACCCUCCCACAGUACACAACCUGAGCCGCAUCCUCGCCGUGUUCCUGGCUGAAUACCUGGGGCUCUAGCCUGCCCUGCUGACUGAAGGAGCAGCGCCCAGCAGGGGCUGUGCCCAGGACCCCUGGAGCCAGUGGAGCUCAGGCCGGGCCCGCCUCGGGUGUGCCGGCUUGUUCUUUUUCAUUUUGGCUCUGCUUGUGUUAUGAUUGGAAGACCGUCUUUCCUUUGACUAUCUCAAGGUGCCACUCUUCAAAGACUUGGAAGAGACCACUGUGGGGUGAAAGCCAAAGGAAUAAGAGCUUGGCCCCUGCUCAGAGGGAAAGACUUGGGCUGAAGGUUUACAGGGGCCACAUGCUGUUGUCAGAUUUAGUCAGCAAACCAUGGACUGGCAUAUGGACCAGCAACACCACCCAACCAAAUGAAUUAUCUGUGGCUUUCAUUUUUGUGUCAGUUCGUUUUCCAGAAUGGCAGCCUUGCUACUGCACCAGUCCCAGCCAUGUGAGGCCCACGGAGGCUGUGCUCAUAGGCAGGAACAGAGAUGAAAGCCAAAUUUUGGGAACUCAAGACUCUGCCAGAUCCAAUGGGCGAUAAACCAGUGUUUCUGCAAAACAUAUUCUGCAGAACUAGCAUAAUACGUGUUGCAUGGAAAAAGGGAUCAAAGAAGCGGGGCAAGACAACAUUAAAAGAAUUUCAUAGCA
This is a messenger RNA of Rhinolophus ferrumequinum (greater horseshoe bat), 2105 nucleotides long. RefSeq names its product glutaminyl-peptide cyclotransferase like (gene QPCTL). Bases 327 to 1478 code for a protein of 383 amino acids. Gene Ontology annotation, molecular function: glutaminyl-peptide cyclotransferase activity; zinc ion binding. The record is from RefSeq and is a predicted model, not a curated record. The transcript is spliced from 7 exons. Lineage: Eukaryota; Metazoa; Chordata; Mammalia; Chiroptera; Rhinolophidae.